This is a messenger RNA of Cuculus canorus (common cuckoo), 3187 nucleotides long. RefSeq names its product parvalbumin, thymic. Gene Ontology annotation, cellular component: cytoplasm; nucleus. NCBI's taxonomy places the organism in Eukaryota, Metazoa, Chordata, Aves, Cuculiformes, Cuculidae. The record is from RefSeq and is a predicted model, not a curated record. Gene Ontology annotation, molecular function: calcium ion binding.
AUGGUAUACAACUUAAAGCAUAUAUAUGCAAGCUCAGCUCUGCUGAGACACACUGCAAGUACGUUCCUCCCAACCGAUUGCUUCCUUAUCCAGUCAAGAAGACCACAAAGUUCAGCAAUGGCCAUCACUGACAUCCUUUCUGCUAAAGAUAUUGAAUCUGCUCUCUCCAGCUGCCAGGCUGACGAUUCCUUCAACUACAAAUCUUUCUUCUCCACGGUUGGUUUAUCCGGCAAAACUCCUGAUCAAAUAAAGAAAGUUUUUGGAAUCCUUGAUCAGGACAAGAGUGGUUUCAUCGAAGAAGAGGAGCUUCAGCUGUUUCUGAAGAAUUUCUCUUCAAGCGCCAGAGUCCUCACCUCCACGGAGACCAAGGCGUUUCUGGCUGCAGGUGACACUGAUGGUGAUGGCAAAAUCGGAGUGGAAGAAUUCCAAUCCCUGGUGAAGGCAUGAACAACAUUACACCAAAGGCAACCUUGGACUGACUCUUCCAAUUACCUCGUCCAACAAGCACUUAGCACUCAGCAUGUGUUUGUACAUUUUUGUAUUGUUUCAGGCAUUAACAAUUCCCCAUGAAUCAAGUUCACACAGCAGAUUGCUGAGAGAUCUUGCAAUGUACAGAUAUUUUGGUCACGUGGUAUUGUUACAUUUCCAUUGUAAAGAUGGCACUUUGUGAUUUUCAACUACUCAUAAUGUUGAAAUUGUGGCUGGAAGGGGGUGGGAAUUUUAAAAAACAACUAGGGGAAAAAAGCUGCUUUUUAAUUUUUGUUAAGGUUUUCCAUCCUCAUACUUGACCAUGCUGACUUGCCAGACACAGUUUUCAUGAUCUUAAACAAUAUGAUAUCUCUUAAGGCUUAAUUGCACUGAUUUCACUGAGUGUUAUUUCUGCUUAAUUCUCUGAUCCCUGACGAAAAGCAAUGCUAACAAGAUAGCAAAAAAUAAUUUCUAUGAAGUUCCAAUCCUAUGAAUAUGAGAAAAAAACUUAAGAGAAGUUGACACAUAGCUCAAAGCAUGGAGUAAGUUUGUGGGUAAUUUUACAAAAUGAAGCACUACACUACAGCAUGCAUCGUCAGAAAGUGUUUAUGGCCUGAAAUGUAACUCUCCCUUAAGAAGAUUUAUCUCUCAUGAAAUCUAAGGCAGCUGUGAGAUAGAGGAGAAGGGUCUAAUCCCAACUCUGACACUGUCACAAGUCGCAGUCCUUUGACAAAUGGCCCUGGAGGUUUUUCUGUGAAUCAUGAACAUGUUGCUUAUUGUCUCUUAGUAUGGACAAAACAAUAAUACUUUACCACACCCGAGAAUUUCUGUGUUUUCUACAGAUGAAACAACAGCCAGUCUUGCUGUUUGAUUACCUUAAAGCUCUGUUACAUUGCUAAACAAUGGCCAUCGCGCAAUUCUUUCAUUUAUUAUAAUGAAUAAUCAUCUAUAUAAUCCAUAAUAUUAGCAAUUUUUUUAAGUCUGAAAAUUACUAAGAACUAGUCCUUACUUUGGUAAGUGUCUUGGAGGAUUUAGAGCUUAUUAUAGCAUUGUCUUCAUUAAUGAACAAAGUAAACAAUGUCCACGGUUAAGUGCAGAGCUCAACAGACUGAGUAGAUGUUGUGCCUUUCUGGCUGAGUGAGCUGGAAAUUUCCCCACCAACAGUUAGUUUUCUCCUUUCCCAUCUACCAUGACGUGGUUCCAGCUUACAAGUAGGCUGUCUUUUUAAUACUCCCUGCUGAAACUGGAUGAUAAUUAUAACAUACUUUGGCAGCUGUUUCGAAGAAGAGCAGAAACAAAGCAUUCUGGAACUUUUAUGUAACGUUCGAUGUUGGCAUUUUCAUGAAUUGUGAGAUGAUUAUGUGAGGCAAGCGCAGCUCACUCAUACCCAGGCAUGUAAGGGAGCUGUUUGGAAGAUUUAAGAUGGCUAAUGCAAAAGAGGAAUUCUAGCAAUCAGACUCACUGAAGCCUUGGCAGAAUUAUAAUGAAUAUAAAUCCUAAUUCUAUCCCCACCGCCUUUGAUGUUAAAUCUAGGCUUAAAUUAUAGCUGCUGUUAAUUGCAGCACUGGAAUAUUUUGCAUAACGAUGAGCCUCUGUUGGUUCCUUUUACCUUAUUCAUUUUCCUGCCUGCUGAAGAAAAAAAUCCAGAGCAAUCCAUAUCCGGAGCAACAUACAUAUGUACUAUAUAGAUUAACUCUUCACACUGUUCAUCACUGAAAUAUCACGUCACUAGUUCACAAGCAGAUGGCACACAUGAUACCAUAAGUGACAGACCUGAUACUACAUUCUUUGCACGUCUGAAAGCCUCAUGUGGAAUGCAAGAAAUGCAAGACUACAGACGUGGCCUACCCUGUAUUUCAUAGACACUAAGCAACUGCACAUCACUGCCUUCUGUUGCCACAAGGGGGAAUUAAGUACUUCUGAGAAUCAGGCUAUUCUUGUGCCUGCUGCAACUUCAUGUAAAACUUAAAGAAUUUUGUUUAUGGGAAAAUCUGCUCUUCUUAAACAGAAACUCAUGGCAAGAAGAUGAGUUUUGAAUCUUAGUAAAACCAUCCAACCAUCUCAUUAGAAGGAAUUACAACAGAACUCAAAAAAGUCCCCAAUUUAAAAUUAAGCCCAUAGACUGUUCAGCAGAACCGCAUCUAGCCCCUAUUAAGUCUUCUGCUGGCACCAGGACCCACAUUUUCAGAGUUAACCAAGCUAGAAGAGAAUAUUUUCCACUUUAAGGAAAUAAAAUCCAAAAAUGUAGAGUUUUCUUGGAAUGUUCAUUUAAAUGAAUUUAAGUUCAGCCAGUGGCAGCCGUCAAUUUUCCUAGGGAAGACCAUGGAGAAUCUCUGAACCUGACAUCAUCACGCUAGAGAAAAAAACUUUGAUUGCAGGAUGUCUAUGUAGAUACUAUCUGAAGUCAUGAAGAGAUAAAUGGUAACAUCAUACUGUUACCACAACUAAGUUAUACAAACACACAGUAAUUCAUGCUGGAAAGGCUCUCUGAAGGUCUCUGAUCCAAUCGGUUCCUCAGAAAGCCAACCCAGGGCAUGUUGCUGUAAGCUGAGUUGGAGUACCUUCAAGGAUGGAGGUUCUAUAAUCUCUCUGGGCAACCUUAUAAGUAAGGAUUAAACCUUCUGCAUCAAAUUUUUAUAAAUGGAGUACAAAAAUAAAACACUGCUGAGUACACAGUUAAAAUUCUGUUAGAAAUUGUUUAUGCUACAUCAAAUCAGAA